Nymphalis io (European peacock) is the source of this 1337-nucleotide messenger RNA. It is a transcript of the gene CHOp24, whose product is annotated as transmembrane emp24 domain-containing protein 2. Gene Ontology annotation, cellular component: endoplasmic reticulum; COPII-coated ER to Golgi transport vesicle; endoplasmic reticulum-Golgi intermediate compartment. The transcript has 4 exons. Lineage: Eukaryota; Metazoa; Arthropoda; Insecta; Lepidoptera; Nymphalidae. The record is from RefSeq and is a predicted model, not a curated record. Gene Ontology annotation, biological process: intracellular protein transport; endoplasmic reticulum to Golgi vesicle-mediated transport; Golgi organization. The coding region runs from base 142 to 765 and encodes 207 amino acids.
AGUCAUUUGUCAUUACGUGGCCCUUCAAACAGAAUCCGAUGUUCUGAAUAAAUAGUGUAUCUAAAAGAUUAAACAAAGCUGUUAUAGUUAUAAAACAAAAUAAUAAAAGAACAUAUUAGUUUAGCAGAAUAAUUAGCCAAUAUGUAUAGCUCUUACAAAUUAUUAUGGCUUAUGUCAACAAUUUUAACAACAUUAUUUUCUCAUACAAAUUGUUAUACUAUAACAGUUGAUGCACACGCCGAAGAAUGUUUUUUUGAAAAUGUUGAAGCUGAUACGAAAAUGGGAUUAUCAUUUGAAAUAGCAGAAGGUGGUUUCUUAGAUAUAGAUGUGAAAAUUACCGGUCCCGAUGGCAAUAUUAUACAUAGUGGACAGAGAGAAUCCUCUGGUAUUUACACAUUUUCAGCUGCUACUUCAGGUCGUUAUACUUACUGCUUUAGUAAUCAAAUGUCUACAAUGACCCCUAAGGUAGUAAUGUUUAACUUGGAAGUUGGAGAACCACCAAAUAAAAAUGCUAAUGAAAAAGUUGAAGAGGUGAACCACAACAAAUUAGAAGACAUGAUCAAAGAGCUAGGAACAACACUUAAAACUGUUAAACAUGAGCAAGAAUAUAUGCAGGUGCGUGACCGUAUCCAUCGUGCGAUCAACGAAAGUACAAAUUCUCGUGUGGUUAUGUGGUCUAUUUUUGAAGCCUCUGUACUUCUUGUCAUGACGCUAGGACAAGUUUACUAUCUAAAAAGAUUCUUUGAAGUACAACGUGUUGUCUAACAAUUGUUUGUUUCAUAGUAAGUUAAUAGUAUAUAAUAAAUUUUUAUAUUGAUGACUGAAAGUAUGAAACAGUUUCAGUGUGUAGUGUCCUGAUAAUUUGUGCGAAUACAGAACAUUAUUUAUUAUUAUUUUGUGGCAAUAAGUUGAUACUAAGUUAUGAUAAAAUUCUAAAAAACCAACAGAUUUAACUUGCUAGUAGUUAUAUCAACAAAUUAACUGAACUGGAUGCUGGAUAUGGAAAUUCAGUAUUAUGAAAACUUAACAAGAUACUUUCCACUCGGGUAGAGAAAUACUCCAAUUUUUUCAUUGAAAGAGAAAAUUACCACAAUUUUUAACAUUCUUCCUAUAGUUUUUGCACAAAAAAAUAUUAGAAAAAUGUUCAGUUUUUUUCUUUCGAAGUAAUAUUUUCAUGAACAUCACUAUUAAAAUAUUUAUUGUAUGUAUAAAAAUCUAAACUAUUUUGUGGAUCUGUCUAUACAAGCAUUAAUUGCAAAAUUGGUUUAAAAUAGUAUAAAAUAUGUUUAUGUAUUGUAUUUAACGGUUUCAAAAUCAUUUGGAUAAAUUAAUUUUUU